AAUGAUGUGACGGAAAUAACUCGUGAGGCGACAUUUUGUGCACUAGCUCUUGCAUCUUGUCGUUUCCUGGAACAGUCAAUCCCAGGAGUCUAUCAAGCCGAGACAACUGCGAUGUAUGUGCCGAAUUGUUAAUACUGGAUGGGGUCCAAAGUAGAUGCGAAGGUUGUUCUUCUGGGGAAGGAAUACAGUGGUAAAACAAGCUUAGUGGAAAGAUAUUUACAUCACAGGUUCAACGACAGUGUUCCCUACCAGAAUACAAUAGGAGCAGCAUUUGGUGCCAAGAAAGUCACUGUGGGCAACAAAUGUGUCACUUUAGGGAUAUGGGAUACAGCUGGUUCUGAGAGGUAUGAGGCCAUGAGUAGAAUCUACUACCGUGGAGCCAAAGCAGCAGUUUUGUGCUAUGAUCUCACAGACAAGUCCAGUUUUGAGAGAGCGAAAUAUUGGGUAAAUGAGCUGAAGACUUAUGAAGAAAGCUGUAAAAUAUACUUAUGUGGCACCAAAUACGACAUGGUUCAAAGUGAUAAAAAAUUACGUCAAGUUGAUUAUCAUGCUACAACAGAUUAUGCAGAUGAAAUAGAUGCCAAGGUAUUUGAAACUUCAAGUAAAACUGGUCACAAUGUUGAGGAGUUAUUCUUUCAACUGGCCCAGGACUUCUCAAAAGAAGAAGAGCUACCAGUUGGUAAGUGUAGAUUGUCUUUGAGACAAAACAUGUCUCAAGAUUUGAAUAAAAAGUACUUUUAAUUGGAAUGCGUGACCAGAUUGUAUACAUAUUUUGUACCAGUCUGAAACUUUUGGGUUUGCAAUCCCAUCUAUAACCUUUAUAAGUAUUUCUCAAAUUAAGUAAUAAUUCAUCAAGUUUAAACAAAGGAAAUCAUGACUGUGACAGUGU
Molecule: messenger RNA, 889 nt
Organism: Orbicella faveolata
Lineage: Eukaryota; Metazoa; Cnidaria; Anthozoa; Scleractinia; Merulinidae
Product: ras-related protein Rab-24-like
Molecular function (GO): GTP binding; GTPase activity
Source: RefSeq, a predicted model, not a curated record